AUGGAAAAAUUAUACAAAGAUGCCAAGGAGGCAUUUGUCGGUUUUAAAAUGGACUAUUGUUGUUGGUUUGCGCCAGUUAGGGUAGGAUUAUACAUAAUAGGGUGGUUAAAUCUUGUCGCUGAUGUGGUCGCCAUAAUAGGGACAACGAACGAUUCGCUAGCACCAAUAAUAUUAAAGGUGCAAGCAGCCAUGCUUGAGGAUUUGGAGUCAAAGCUGAUGCCAUUGCUCGCGUAUUCCACGGAAAUGUGUUUCACAAUCAUGUUGCUUUGCGGCAUUUAUAGGAAAGAUGUAGUUCUAUUAACUUACUACAUAUACUACACGCUAGUGACAAUGAUAAUGGAGUUUCUAGUAUAUUCGAUGGUGUUCGUCAAACUGGACGUGAUUAUCAUCGUAGGAAUAGUAUUAAGUUUUUUGCUACAGUUCUAUACAAUAUUACUUGUUAGAAGUGUCAUCGUCGAUAUAAAGAGAACACAGGAGGUCAACGGGAAAGUUCAUUACAAUGCCGUUGAACAGCAAAUAAAGGAGAUUAGUACAAAAGUGGACGUCGAGAUUCUGCCCCCCAGCCCUUCACCGGGGCCCGAGGACUCCGUAGACCCUGAAGGUGUUUCGCCGCCGAAGGAUAAUGAAACAAGACUGGAAACAGUUAAUGAAGACCCAAAAGAAUCGGCGGAAAAACUUGAAGAAACAAAAGAAUCGACUAAUGUUUAA
Messenger RNA from Amyelois transitella, 708 nucleotides. RefSeq lists its product as uncharacterized. Lineage: Eukaryota; Metazoa; Arthropoda; Insecta; Lepidoptera; Pyralidae. The record is from RefSeq and is a predicted model, not a curated record. The transcript is spliced from 4 exons. The coding region runs from base 1 to 708 and encodes 235 amino acids.